UGUGGGCCUCCUUUGGUCAUCCAAGGAGCACUCUAUGGAGAAGUGAAAGCAUCUAAAUGGACCAAAGAGUUCCAGUGUGAAGGGACAGAAUCUUCUCUCCUGGGCUGUAGAAACAGAGGCCCAGUUAGAAACACCUGCUCACCUGGCAAAGCUGUUGGACUUACAUGCUCAGAACCUGUCAGAUUGGUGGGAGGAGCCAGUCGUUGUGAAGGAUUACUGGAGGUUAAACUGGGAACUUGGAGACCAGUGAAUGCCUCAAACUGGACCAUGAAGGAAGCAGCUUUAGCCUGCAGAGAGCUGGACUGUGGUUCUGUUGUUUCCAUGGGAACCAGGAAUAAUACUUCUGUUAAACUUUUUUGGGAAAUUAACCUCAACUUGUUUAAAUCUGGAUCUUCACUGAGGGAGUCUGCAUCAUCAUCAUCUAAGUUUUAUUCAAUUCUGGAGCUUGUAUGCACAGACCUGCUAGUUCAGCCAACCAUUUCAGUGUCCACCAAGGGUGGGGUCACGCGCACAAUCCCCCAGGGUUUAGCAGGAGUGUUAUUGGGCUCCAGCUUCACAAUCAUUUGCUCCAUCCAGCCCCAGUAUCCAGGAGGUUCCUUCCAGCUCUUCUUCACCUCAGCCAACACGACACAGAGCUACAGCCAACCACAUAUCAAUCACUCAGCACACUUCCUGUUUCCUGAAGCAGGGCCCAACCACUUUGGAAACUACAGUUGUGUUUAUAAUGUUCAUGUUUUCUUUCAUAACUUCUCC
Messenger RNA from Cyprinodon variegatus (sheepshead minnow), 753 nucleotides. RefSeq names its product scavenger receptor cysteine-rich type 1 protein M130-like. The transcript is spliced from 3 exons. NCBI's taxonomy places the organism in Eukaryota, Metazoa, Chordata, Actinopteri, Cyprinodontiformes, Cyprinodontidae. Gene Ontology annotation, cellular component: membrane. The record is from RefSeq and is a predicted model, not a curated record. The annotation marks the transcript as partial.